AUGUCAGACUUCCAGGUCGUCGUCGUAGGGGCAGGGCUUGUUGGCGCAUUAGCAGCCAUCUCGUUUGCCAAGCAGGGCUACAGUGUCUCUGUGUAUGACGUGCGCAAAGACCCAAGGAAGACCGAGAAUGCACAGGGUCGCAGCAUCAACCUCGCUGUGUCGGCGCGUGGGCUCGGCGCCAUCAAGAGCAUCGAUGCUAGCUACCAUGAUAAGCUAGUGGCGCGGAGUAUUCCAAUGAAAGGCCGCAUGAUCCAUGUUGAUGGCAAGGAGGAUAGCCAGCUGUACGGCCUCUUUGGCGAGUGCAUCCACUCCAUUGAUCGCUCGCAGCUCAACAUCGAUCUCUUGGAUGAAGCUGAUGGCUAUGACAAAGUGUCGCUCCACUUUGAGCACAAAUUUGCAAGCGCAGACUUUGAUAAUCACAAGGCAGUCUUUACGAGCAAGGCAAGCAACACGGACGUCCCUGUGCAUGCUGACUUGUUGGUGGGCUGUGACGGCGCAUACUCUGCGGUACGCAGUGCCAUGAUGCGGGUACAAAAAAUGAAUUUGCGGCAAGAGUACAUUGAGCAUGAGUACUUGGAGUUGUCUAUGCCGGCAAAGAAUGAUGAUUACCAAUUAUCGCCCCAUCACCUACACAUCUGGCCACGGCAAGAGUUCAUGCUUAUUGCGUUGCCUAACCCGGACAAAUCGUUCACAAGUACGCUCUUUGCGCCGACACAUCUCUUCAAAAAGACGCCAGAUGAGGCAGUGGCUUUCUUCAGAGAUGUUUUUCCCGAUGCUCUGCCAAAGAUUGGUGAAGACCGGCUUCGUGAAGUUUGGCAGAAGAAUCCGGUAGCGCCUCUCAUCCAAGUGACAUGUGCUCCUUAUCACUACAAGGACCGCUGUAUCUUGCUCGGCGAUGCAACGCACGCGAUGGUACCGUUCUACGGCCAGGGCAUGAAUUGUGGGUUCGAAGACUUGCGUGUGCUCAAUACAUUACUUGAACAACACAAGGUGACGCCUCAAGCAACAUGGGAGCUUGGCGCUGCCCUUGAGGCAUAUUCUGCAGGACGCAAGGAUGAUUUGAGUGCUAUUUUGAAACUCGCCAUGGGCAACUACAUCGAGAUGCGGUCCUCCGUCACCUCUCGGCUGUAUCUUGCCCGACGUCACUUGGAUGGUCUCUUUGGUCGCCUGUUCAAAGACAGCUGGGUGCCCAUGUACUCGAUGGUAAGUUUCAGGGACGACAUUCGGUAUUCAGAUGUGAUUCGGCGACAGGCGCGGCAGUCCAAGAUCCUCGAAGCACUACUUGUCUCGGCUGGCGGGGUGCUUGGCUUGUCCUUGGCUACCAGUCUUUUGUACCGCGCCGGUCGCGUUAUAGAGGGUGUCACGGACUGA
This is a messenger RNA of Protomyces lactucae-debilis, 1371 nucleotides long. Its product is annotated as FAD/NAD(P)-binding domain-containing protein. The transcript is spliced from 2 exons. Gene Ontology annotation, biological process: quinolinate biosynthetic process; L-tryptophan catabolic process; NAD+ metabolic process. Gene Ontology annotation, molecular function: kynurenine 3-monooxygenase activity; NAD(P)H oxidase H2O2-forming activity; FAD binding. Gene Ontology annotation, cellular component: mitochondrial outer membrane. Bases 1 to 1371 code for a protein of 456 amino acids. The record is from RefSeq and is a predicted model, not a curated record. Lineage: Eukaryota; Fungi; Ascomycota; Taphrinomycetes; Taphrinales; Protomycetaceae.